Messenger RNA from Molossus molossus (Pallas's mastiff bat), 1490 nucleotides. It is a transcript of the gene TRNT1, whose product is annotated as tRNA nucleotidyl transferase 1. The transcript has 8 exons. Gene Ontology annotation, biological process: RNA processing. NCBI's taxonomy places the organism in Eukaryota, Metazoa, Chordata, Mammalia, Chiroptera, Molossidae. Gene Ontology annotation, molecular function: nucleotidyltransferase activity; RNA binding. Bases 47 to 1342 code for a protein of 431 amino acids. The record is from RefSeq and is a predicted model, not a curated record.
UGGUGAGCGCUCGUCCGCCCCGGGGCCGGAACCGACGGAGCCCGCGAUGCUGAGGUGCCUGCACCCCUGGUGGCUGAGCCGUGGCUGGACAGGACUGCCCCUCCUGAAGCGACAUCUGUUCACCAUGAAGCUGCAGUCCCCGGAGUUCCAGUCACUGUUCACCGAAGGGCUGAAGAGCCUCACGGAAUUAUUUGUCAAAGAAAAUCAUGAGUUGCGAAUAGCAGGCGGCGCCGUGCGGGACCUGCUGAGCGGGGUGAAGCCGCAGGACGUGGACUUUGCCACCACUGCCACCCCCGAGCAGAUGAAGGGGAUGUUCCAGGCGGCCGGCAUCCGCAUGAUCAACAACAAGGGAGAGAAGCACGGGACCGUCACAGCCAGGCUUGAUAAAGAAAAUUUUGAGAUUACCACACUACGAAUUGAUGUCGUCACCGAUGGGAGACACGCAGAGGUGGAAUUCACAACUGACUGGCAGAGAGACGCGGAGCGCAGAGACCUCACCAUAAAUUCUAUGUUCUUAGGCUUUGAUGGUACUUUAUAUGACUACUUCAAUGGUUAUGAAGACUUAAAAAACAAGAAAGUGAGAUUUGUUGGACAUGCUAAAAAGAGGAUACAAGAAGAUUAUCUUAGAAUUUUAAGGUAUUUCAGGUUUUACGGGAAGAUCGUAGACAAACCAGGGGACCACGACCCGGAGACUUUGGAGGCAAUUGCAGCGAACGCCAGAGGCCUGGCCGGGGUGUCAGGGGAGAGGAUUUGGGUAGAACUGAAAAAGAUUCUCCUUGGAAGUCAUGUCAAUCAUUUGGUUCACCUCAUCUACGACCUCGACGUGGCUCCUUACAUAGGUUUACCUAUUAAUGCAAGUUUAGAAGAAUUUGACAAAGUCAGUCAAAAUGUUGAAGGUUUUUCGCCAAAGCCAAUGACUCUCUUGGCCUCACUAUUCAAAGUACAGGAUGAUGUCACAAAAUUGGAUUUGAGGUUGAAGAUUUCAAAGGAAGAGAAGAACCUUGGUUUGUUUUUAGUUAAAUACAGGAAAGACUUAACGAAAGCAGCAGACAGUGCGGAACCUCUGAAACCCUAUCAAGACUUCAUCAUCGAUUGCAGGGAGCCCGACGCCACGGCGCGAGUCUGGGAGCUGCUGAAGUAUCAGGGCCAGCACGGCCUCCUGGGGGACCUGCAGCAGUGGUCCGUGCCCACGUUCCCUGUGAGUGGCCACGACAUCAGGAAGGUGGGCAUCUCCUCCGGAAAGGAGAUCGGGGCGCUGCUGCAGCAGCUGCGGGACCAGUGGAAGAAGAGCGGCUACCAGAUGGAGAAGGACGAGCUGCUGAGCUACGUGAAGAAGACCUGAGCGCGAGGGCCGCUGCCCGCAGCCGGAACGAGUGAGGCCGCCGGCCCCUCCCCCCUGCGGGGACUCGGACUCGCGUGUCUGGGGCAAGGGCCUCGGGGGAGAAGAGAGCACGUCCCACUCCUGGUGUGACUGGACCGGGCACCGCACU